Molecule: messenger RNA, 3765 nt
Organism: Lytechinus pictus (painted urchin)
Lineage: Eukaryota; Metazoa; Echinodermata; Echinoidea; Temnopleuroida; Toxopneustidae
Product: relaxin receptor 1-like
Exons: 20
Coding region: 85-2844 (919 amino acids)
Biological process (GO): adenylate cyclase-activating G protein-coupled receptor signaling pathway; activation of adenylate cyclase activity; hormone-mediated signaling pathway
Cellular component (GO): plasma membrane
Molecular function (GO): protein binding; G protein-coupled peptide receptor activity
Source: RefSeq, a predicted model, not a curated record
AUACCGUGUCAGUUUGUGGAGGGGUUUGGAUACUUUCAGUCGAUUUGAUCAGUUUAUGAUAUAUAUAUAUAUAUCCUUCUGUACAUGAUGUCGCUGGUCUCGUUGUCAUCCAGGAGAUCGUGGAUUGUUAUCAUCGUUGUCAUCGUUGCUGUCGAGGCCGAGCCACAGCCACCGGGCUAUUUCUCCAACCCAAUUGUGUCAAACGAUUCUACCGUAACCGGGCAAAGACAGCGGUUUUCGUGCGUGAGGAGCGAUUUGACAUUUGGCAUUGAUGACGUAUGCGAUGGACGGGUCAGCUGCCCUUAUUGGGAUGAUGAAUAUAUUUGCGAUAACAAUGGCUGUAGCUUGGACGAAUACAAGUGUGACUACGGCAACUCGUUUCAGUGUGUACCCUUGACCUCAGUUUGUGAUGGCUUCUCGGACUGUGAGCUGGACAUCGACGAGUCACUAUGCGAUCCACUUGCCGAUUGUGUGCCGUCGUGCCAGUGUUCUGCCUACAGUAUAUCUUGUUACGAUAAUAGCGUUCUCGAGGACAGAGACGUGUGGAAAUCAGCAAGAUAUUUGAAUUAUCUUGGCGCAUACACGAACGGAACAAAACUGCCCUUGUCGAUGCCAUUCGAAGUAAGAGGAUACCCACUCUUGACACAGCUGCUUAUCGGCGAAACUGGCCUGAAUGAAAUGGUUCGGGCUGACUUCGAGAAUUUGACAGAGCUAAUCAUUCUGGAUUUAUCUUAUAAUACCAUAUCUCGGAUUGAGGAUCUAACUUUCAACAGUUUGAAUAAGCUGGCAAAGUUGCAUUUAGCAUAUAAUUCUAUCAGCUCCUUGUCGAAUAGUACCUUUACUGGAUUAAACAGCCUGGCGACAUUGGAUUUGUCUCAUAACGUUAUAAGAUCAUUGCCGAGCGGGGCGUUUGCGGGCUUGACUAGUCUGGAAGAUAUAAACCUAGAAUACAAUGCCAUUUCUCGGAUUGAGGCCUUCACAUUUGCUGAUUUGAAUAAACUAACAUAUUUGGAUUUGCAAAACAAUGAGAUCGAAUCACUGUCUAAUCACUCUUUCAUCGGAUUGACAAGUCUGAGAAACAUAAUGUUGAGGUAUAAUAGGAUUGCCGUUUUGCCAACGGGAGUUUUCAGAGAUCUACAUAGUAUGGAAGACUUAGACCUUCACUUUACAGGAAUCGAAGAACUGAAGCCGGGAUGUUUUCAAGGAAUGGAUAUACUGAAGAAUUUGAAGCUCAAUGAGAACAGCAUCAAUUCACUGCAGUCUGGAACAUUUAUGGAACUUGGGAAUCUUGCAAAUUUAUUUCUUUCUCAUAACAACAUUUCCGACAUUGCUAUCGGUGCCUUUGCAGGUCUGCAUUCUCUUCGGUUUCUUGACCUGGAAUAUAAUAACAUCAGAGAAGCACGAAAGGGGAUAUUUGAUGAUCAAUUCAAUCUAGCUUGGUUGUCUUUCACCUACAACCCACUAGAAUACAUUGAACCAGGAACCUUCCAGAAUCUGAGUCGGUUAGAGAAUCUAAAUAUGGUCAAUGUCCAGUUGGAAAAUCUCCAGGCAGAUACCUUUACAGGGAUCCAGUCUCUAAGAGGAUUGUCAACAGAUGACUACAGGCUUUGUUGUUUAUUCGAAGAGACUGAUAACUGCAGUAUAAUAACCACAACUUUCUUGGAUUCCUGCUCCCGCCUCAUGCCGAACACUUUCUUGCGGAUAUCCCUUUGGGUCAUUGGUUUGGGCGCCCUCAUCGGCAAUAUAACUGCUCUUGCUUUGCGGUGCCGUAAAGAUGAUUCACCCAGCGCAAAGACUCAAGGUUUAUUCAUUACGAACCUAGCCAUCGCAGACUUCCUCAUGGGAGUCUACAUGAUAAUCAUAUCGUCAGCAGAUGCGUACUUUGGGGAAUAUUUCUUUCUCGUCGCAGAACAGUGGCGUGGCUCCAUCGCUUGCAAAUUCGCGGGAUUCAUCGCUUUUCUGUCCAGUGAAACCUCCGUCUUCAUCCUUGCAAUCAUUACGAUAGAUCGGGUCCUAUGUGUUGUAUUCCCGUUCGGUAAAAUUAAGUUUCGAGCUACUUCUGCUCGCGUUGGUGUGGCGUUAAUCUGGACCACAUCUUUUGUCGUGAGCAUCGUUCCUUUGAUCCUUAGUUCCUACGUCAGUGGUUUUUAUGGCCUAUCAGAUGUCUGUAUGGGACUACCACUCAAUGUCGAAUCAAAAGCGUCGGGUGAACUUAUGUAUAAUACAGUGAGUCGAGUGUGGGAAUUCGUCGCUACUUCUGAUACAUCGGAGGGACCGAGUUGGGCUUACUCAAUCGCCAUAUUCCUCGGGGUGAACUUUUCAAUCUUUAUCCUCAUUCUAAUCUCCUACGUGGUCGUAUUUGUGUCCGCUCGAAGGUCGGCACGCAGUGUGGCCAGUAAGGGAGCAGCCAGUUCUGCUGACCGCGCCCGUGAAGUGAAGCUGGCCAUACGAAUGUCUGUGAUAGUCCUGACUGAUUUCUUUUGCUGGAUGCCAGUCAUCAUCAUGGGUAUUCUAUCCCAAUCUGGUGCAGUGACCCUUCCGGUGUCCCUCUAUGCUUGGAGUGUGGUCUUUAUCCUGCCAAUUAACGCAUCUAUCAAUCCAUACAUAUAUACCUUUAUCGCAUUGUGCGGUGGCUCGAAGAAGAAACCUACAUCAAGGUCGUCGAAAUCGUCAAAGUCAUCGAUGAAGUCUUUUUGGACUUCAUCGUCAUCUUGGAUUUCAAGGUGGUAUUUUUCGAGAAAGUCGUCUUCGUCAACACAAUCGUCUUCGUCGUUUUCAUUGUCAAAGUCAAAGCCGUCUUCAAAGACCGCACAGUCUACCACCGCGAAUGAUGCACCAGAGUAAUGGGACAUCACCGGAGGGAGUCCAGGGUUUCGUUUCAUAAAGCUGUUCGGGCUUUACGCACAGCUUAUUAAACACUCUCUGCCUGUCUAAAGACAGAGGAGAGAUAUUUCCUUUACCAGGAAAAUAUCGAAAAACAUGCUUUUAAUUUUCAAGUUGAGACUAUACAUUUAGAGUAUUUGGACGAUAUUUUUGUUUGAAAAUUGGCGAAAGCCGAAGCUCUCGUCACAUUCGAGAUGUUUGACCAAGUAUCUUCCGAGAGCCCAAUCUUUAAUAUACCACAAACUCUAUCUAAAUCUAAUUUUGCGUUGCACCUCCAUUCACUCUCAUGAUUUAAAAAAAGGGAAAAAAGUUCGCAGAAUUGAUACUGGAAAAGACAGAAUGUGUUCUUUCUAAUGCACCCUUAAACAAAAUAAAUAUUGUUAUAUUAUGUGCAAAGUAAAAUGAAUAUGCAUACAAAUAUUUUACGAUACCACUGCAUACCAGUAUCCGAGAAACAUUGGUCAUCUAGUGCUUGCUACCUAUUUCCAUAAUGAAUGAAUCUUUGAAUGAAUGAAUGAAUCUUUAUUUCGUUUUAAUUCCGAUAUAGUAAAUAGAAAAAAAAAGUAAAUAAUUACAGGAUAAUAUACAUAAUACAUGCGCUACUUUUUAUGGAACAUUAGUAACACCCAUGAGAAAAGGUGAAAAUGAAAUGUGGUGACCUACUAAGAAGCUUAGCUUGUGGGCCAUAGACCACCAGAAUGUUAAAAAACUUACAUUAGCAAUUAUUUAAAACAUCAUAGAACAAGCAAACAAAGAAUGGGAGUAAAUAACCAAAGUACAGAUAUACAUAUUUACAAAAGAUACACCAAAAAGUAACAAAAAAGUGAAAUGCAGAAUGCAAACAAAUUCUAUAAGACCUAAAGUAUAAGAAUUUGAAAUUCG